Molecule: messenger RNA, 354 nt
Organism: Aphanomyces invadans
Lineage: Eukaryota; Oomycota; Saprolegniomycetes; Saprolegniales; Verrucalvaceae
Exons: 2
Coding region: 1-354 (117 amino acids)
Source: RefSeq, a predicted model, not a curated record
AUGCGAGGGUUGACUGCCGUUGUGGUGCUUGCUGGAAUCGUGGCGACGGCGUCCAGCACCGCCACGGCCAGCCACAACGACACGGCGUCGAUCGAAACGACGUACUACGUCCACGCGGUGAAUGCAACGCAAGGUGUGUAUGCCGCGUCCAGAAGUGCGGACGCCACGACGGCGAUCCCGCCUGCGACUGCCUUCGUCGAUUGGGACCACCUCUUUCCUUCCAACGCACAGAACGACCCAGUGACUAAGCUCGACGCAACCUACGGAACCAACACAGCCCCAGUCGUGGCGUCGCAACUGGCUAUGCCAACACCACCGCCAUCCAUGCCGCCACCAGCAAUAGCACUGCGGUGA